GUUCGAAAUUUUUCUUCAUUUUUUAAUCAAGUAAGUAGAGUGUAUUGCUAUGGCGGUUACUGAAGAAUUAUCAGAAAGGAUGAAUGAUGAUGCUAGUACAGUUGGUGUUGAUGCUUGUACGAUUAGUGUUGAUGUUAUUAGUCCUCUUUAUGUACACCCUUUCGAUAGCCCGGGUGCAAUGUUAGUACCAGUCCCCUUUAGUGGAAUUGGGUAUCGCUCAUGGAGGAGGAGUGUUUUGAGAUCCUUGUCGAUUAAAAAUAAACUAGGUUUCAUCAAUGACAAGUGCCUUAGACCUAGCCCUGAAGCACCUACUUACACACAAUAGGAGAGGUCUGACGAUAUAGUCACUGCCUGGAUUUUAAAUUCCCUGUCCAAAAAAAUCGCAGAUAGUGUGGAAUAUGUUGAUACAGUAGAAUUAUGGGUUGAACUUGAGGACAGAUAUGAGCAGACUAAUAGUGCCAAAUUGUAUAAAAUUUAAAUGGAGAUUAAUGAUUUGUCACAAGGAUCACUCGACAUUACUGGAUACUAUACAAAGUUGAAAAAGCUAUGGGAGGAACUGAGUAAUUUGAAUGCAAAGAGUCGAUGCACUUACAACUGCACUUGUGGAGCAAAGAAGAGCAGGCAUAAGGCAGAGCAGGAUAGAAGGUUGAUUCAGUUUUUGAUGGGUUUGAAUAAGGUGUAUACAGUCAUGCGAGGGAGUAUAUUGAUGAUGAAUCCCCUUUCUUCAAUAGCACAAGCUUUUUCCAUACUUGUACAAGAUGAGAAAUAGAGGGAGACUAGACCCUCCAAUCAGCUCAACAUGAAAUCAGCUUCUUUUGUUGUAGGAACCAACAGAUCUGGAAAUUAUAAAACCAAUUUUUCUCCAAAUAAUCAACAUCACAGCUCCAGCAACUCUCGUUUGUUUUGUGACUUUUGCAAAAGGCCUGGCCACAUCAUGGACAGGUGCUAUAAGUUGCAUGGAUAUCCACCAAACAACAACAAUACUCAAGGUAACUCGAGCCAUCCAAACCAGUCUUACAAUGGGCCACAUAACUCAUCAAAUAAUCCCUUUCCAAAUAGAAGUUUCAACCAAAAUGCUAAUCAUAAUCGAAACCUCAACACUCACAAUCCAAAUAGAAACUACAACUAUAACAAUAACUCAGGGUAUAAUCAGAAUCAAAGGUACAAUAGAGGAAACAACAAUAGGACAGUGGUCAAUGUGCAUUGUUCAAGUGAUAACAUGUCUGUGAAAUGGUAUGAAGAAGAUCAUGGACCUGAAGAAUUGUACAACUUAUCUCCGACUAAAGAGCAACUCAGUCAUGUGAAGCAGGUCUUACAGAAGUUCAAUGAUAGUGGAGAAAACUCUCAACUCUAUGAUAUUCCUGGUGGUACUGGCAGCUUUGCAGGUACUAUAGUUUGCACCUCCUAUAUUGACUUUGGUAAAUUGUCUUGUGAUUGUUUCAAAAACAAGUCUGAUUUAUGGAUUCUAGACUCAGAAGCAUCAAACAAUAUGACUUUCAACAGUUCCUUGUUAGAUAAGAUUACCACCCUACCUAAUCCUAUUUUAGUUGAACUUCCAAAUGGACAUAAAGUCAAGGUGACACAAAUUGGUAGUGUGGUACUUGGACCUAGGAUCACCCUAGAAAAGGGCCCUUCAAUGAAGAGCCCUCUGGAGAUUGGUAGGGCAUGACCUCUAUUUCUUGUGUCCCAGAUGUUUGAAGAACAACAAUGUCAGGUCAAAUGAGCUUAGAUCUGAUGUCUUCCCUUCUUUUUGCAGUAAUUGUAGUUUUUAGAGUUGUCAGUCUCAUGCUUUUAUAAAUAGUCCAUUUAAAUCCAUUCAGUAUGAUCACCAUGUUGUAAAUACUUGUCAUGAUAAUGGAAAUAAAGCUGUUGUUCUUUCUA
This is a messenger RNA of Lycium ferocissimum, 1881 nucleotides long. RefSeq lists its product as uncharacterized. Bases 800 to 1669 code for a protein of 289 amino acids. The record is from RefSeq and is a predicted model, not a curated record. The transcript has 2 exons. Lineage: Eukaryota; Viridiplantae; Streptophyta; Magnoliopsida; Solanales; Solanaceae.